Messenger RNA from Carassius gibelio (silver crucian carp), 3318 nucleotides. RefSeq names its product cyclic nucleotide-gated cation channel-like. The record is from RefSeq and is a predicted model, not a curated record. Gene Ontology annotation, cellular component: plasma membrane; intracellular cyclic nucleotide activated cation channel complex. Gene Ontology annotation, biological process: monoatomic cation transmembrane transport. The coding region runs from base 1 to 2031 and encodes 676 amino acids. Gene Ontology annotation, molecular function: cGMP binding; protein-containing complex binding; intracellularly cGMP-activated cation channel activity. The transcript is spliced from 6 exons. NCBI's taxonomy places the organism in Eukaryota, Metazoa, Chordata, Actinopteri, Cypriniformes, Cyprinidae.
AUGUACAGUAUGACUGGCCAGUCGGCUGCUGCGGGAUCUCCUUGCUCUCAUCAUCUCUCUGUGCAAACUCAAGAGGAUGAGCAGGACAGAGCAGAGAGUGUGUUAAGCAGGUCUCAUUCUGUGUGUGAUGACACCUCAUCUGAGCUGCAGCGAGUAGCUGCCCUUGAACCUCAGGAUGCGCCGUCCAGAAACGACUUUACAGGAAGAAGAGCCCUGUUCAGGUUGGUGAGUCUGGUGGUGAUUCUGAGAGACUGGGCACACAGGAGUCUUAUAGAGGAGGAGGAGAGACCUGAUUCCUUCCUGGAUAGAUUCCGGGGACCCGAAGUACGAGCUCCACCCAGUCGAAGUAGCAACAACCAACCGGAUGCCAAUGGAAAUACUAAGGGAAACACAAAGAAGCAAUGGGAGACAUUUAUAGUUUCUCCCUCUGAUGAUAUUUACUACUACUGGCUGUUGUUCAUUGCCGCUGCUGUGCUUUAUAAUUGGGUACUGCUUGUGGCAAGAGCCUGUUUUGAUCAAAUGCAGACUGAGAAUCUUAUUGUCUGGCUGGUGUUUGACUAUUUGUGUGAUGCUGUCUACAUACUGGAUUCAUGUGUGCGGCUAAGGACAGGUUACCUGGAGCAAGGACUUCCUGUGAAGGACCUUGCAAAACUCAGAGACAGCUACAUUCACACUUUUCAGUUCAAACUGGAUGUUAUCUCCAUCCUCCCCACGGACCUGGUGUACAUUAUCAUGGGCAUCAACACACCACAGCUGCGCUUCAACCGCCUCCUGCGCUUCUCUCGUAUGUUUGAGUUCUUUAAUCGCACAGAGACAAGAACCAACUACCCAAACAUCUUCCGCAUCUGGAACUUGGUUCUCUACAUUCUGGUUAUUAUCCACUGGAACGCCUGCAUCUACUAUGCCAUCUCGAAGUCUAUAGGUUUUGGUUCAGAUCAGUGGGUUUAUCCCAACAUCUCAUCCACUGAGGAAGGAGCUCUGAGGCGGAGCUACAUAUACUGCUUCUACUGGUCCACAUUGACACUCACCACCAUCGGUGAGAUGCCACCACCAGUACGUGAUGAGGAAUAUGUGUUUGUGGUGUUUGAUUUUCUUGUUGGAGUCCUGAUUUUUGCCACCAUUGUGGGUAAUGUGGGUUCCAUGAUUUCCAAUAUGAACGCCACAAGAGCAGAGUUCCAAGCACGGAUUGAUGCUAUUAAACAUUACAUGCAUUUCCGCAAAGUCAGUCGCCAUCUUGAGACACGUGUCAUCAAAUGGUUCGACUACCUGUGGACGAAUCAGAAAGCAGUGGAUGAACAGGAAGUCUUAAAGAAUCUUCCUGACAAGCUACGUGCAGAAAUUGCUAUCAAUGUUCAUUUAUCAACUCUGAAGAAAGUUCGCAUCUUUCAAGAUUGUGAGGCCGGGCUGUUAGUAGAACUGGUUUUAAAACUGCGUCCCCAAGUGUACAGUCCUGGCGACUACAUCUGCCGGAAAGGAGACAUUGGAAAAGAGAUGUACAUCAUUAAAGAGGGCCAAUUAGCAGUUGUUGCUGAUGAUGGAGUGACGCAGUUUGCAUUGCUAACAGCUGGGGGUUGCUUUGGCGAGAUUAGCAUUCUUAACAUUCAGGGUAGUAAAAUGGGAAACCGUCGGACAGCUAACAUUCGCAGCAUUGGCUACUCUGACCUCUUCUGCCUUUCAAAGGAUGACCUUAUGGAGGCCGUAACUGAAUACCCAGAUGCACAGAAGGUUCUGGAAGAGCGUGGAAGGGAGAUUCUGAAGAAGCAGGGGCUUCUGGAUGAAAGCAUCGCACAGGGAGGGUUGCUCGUCAUUGAUACUGAUGAGAAGGUUGAACGUCUGGAGAGCUCACUGGAUGUUCUACAAGCACGAUUUGCCCGGUUACUUGGUGAGUUUACAGCAACUCAAAGCAGACUGAAACAGAGAAUCACAGCACUUGAGAGACAACUGUGUCAUACAGGCCUUGGGCUUGUUUCAGAUCAAGAGAUGGACUUUGAGAGUAAAGGUAACACACCUCGAGCCAACUCGACUACAUAGAUGUGUGCAUCUGCAUCAUGAAGAUUGUAUGCCUCUAUUUCACAAGAUUAUUAAGUGUUUAGUUGAACACAAAUUCUAAUUUACAGACAUUUGCUUCUUCAAACGUGUUCCAACAGCCUCUAGCUUUUAGAAUGAUUUUAGACUUGGUUUUUCCAAGUAUUGUUUUUAAUGGAUUUAAAAAAAAAAGGAAGAUACCAUUUAGUUUUCUUAAAUGAAAAUGAGGCUGUGAGGGAUACUGUAGUCCUUCAAUAUAUACCAUCAGUGUUGUUAUUGUUAACUAAAACUAUAAAAAAAUAUUUUCAUUAAUUGAAACGAAGCUGGAAAAAAAAUUGUCCAUCCAUUCUCCAAACUUUUAUAUGUAGUUUAUUAAAUAUGACAAACUUAAACUUUAUUACAUCCUUUUUUGUAUAUUUAUUGUAUGUUUUAUUUGAAAAGUUUCAAAUUGUUUUUUUUUCUCCCAAAAUUGUCUGUUAUUUAUAACUGUUAUCUUUUGUGAAAAAUUUAAUAUGGCGUCCACUGUGAAAGGUCCAUAUACCCUAGACAAAUUCUGUUGACAAGACAAAAUAUGUAUUGACAAACUGUCCUUGUAACAUGUUGGGUUCACAGAAACUUUCAUUCGCUUUUUGCAUGUACACAUAUAUAAAGAAAAACAACAAAAUGUAUGUUCUUUUUAAUUACUGUGAUGAGAAUAUAAAACCUAUUUGCAGCUUGCACAUCACUGUGCUCAAAUAAAGCAGUUGUGGCUUUAAAAGGGAUGCAGCUAAGGCUGGAAAGUAACAAUAAAUUAAAUUUGCUACCUAUUAGAUUGUGUUUUAUUCAUGUAUACACCUACCCCAACCCUAAACUUAAAGUCUCCAUGAAAUCAAAAUUUACAGUAUUUAUUUUGUUAGUGCACAUUGCUAGUCUUAUGUGUGCAAUUAAUCCGUGCAAGUUAAUCCCCUGUUUGUCUUGGUAACCAAAAUCUGAAAGUUUGCUUUCCUAUGGAAUGGUAUUCCUUCACUGAUGACAUCAGUUUGACGGCUUGGGCAGAAUAUGCUUAACCACGCCCCUCCAACCCCAGCAUCCACAAGUCCACUAGUGUCUGCUAUGGUAUGCGUAACAUAAAGAUCACCAUCGGAGAGUGGGCGCGAAGGUUCUGAGCGGACAUCCUCCCAUUUUUUUGUGUACGCACGUAAAGGCACCAACUGCACAUGCAUAGGCUGUGUGAAGAAGCUCGUUGCUACUUGAACCUGUCUAUUCCAUUUUUUGGGGUCAACAGCUUAUAAAAACGUAGUUCUGGCUUCUUGU